Pediculus humanus corporis (human body louse) is the source of this 1938-nucleotide messenger RNA. RefSeq lists its product as uncharacterized. Gene Ontology annotation, cellular component: nucleus. Gene Ontology annotation, biological process: regulation of DNA-templated transcription. The transcript has 5 exons. Gene Ontology annotation, molecular function: transcription coregulator activity. Lineage: Eukaryota; Metazoa; Arthropoda; Insecta; Psocodea; Pediculidae. Bases 1 to 1938 code for a protein of 645 amino acids. The record is from RefSeq and is a predicted model, not a curated record.
AUGAUUUCUCCAGAACCUGCUGUAGUAAAUAAGAAAGUUAAUGAAGGCAAUAAAAAAUCACCUUUGAAAGUUGUUAGCCCUAUAUUGAAAAAAUAUACGGGACACAGACAGGGAAAAAUAAAAAAUAAAUUAAAAUUUCCUCGAAUACUUCACGGUGGACGUUCUAAGCAAAAAAAACAAGUUAAACCACAAUUAAAGACUAUUUUACCCAAAACUGAUUCUGGAAAUGUUAUAAUUAUAGAGCCUGAAUUAUUGCCUUGUGCAUUAAAUCUUUUGAAAAGAAAAAAAAAAGAUGAAGUAGAUAAUACAAAUGAUGUUUCAAAUGAACAAAUGACUGAUAAUGAAUCAAAAUUAAUAGAUAAUUCUUUAUUAAAAGAUAAUAAUAAUAAAAUAAGCAAGCCUAAAUUAUUAUCUAGCAAUAAAAAAAAAUUGAAAUGUUUAAGAAGCCUAGAAUUAUUGGAAACGGAUACGUUUGCUUUCAAAGAAAAAAGGGAAGAAGCUUUUGCCAAAAAUUAUCUUCUUAAAGUUCAGCAAAGGUUAAUGGAGAAUGAUGAAAAUCUGUAUAAUCAAUUUAUUGAUCUUUUAUGUAAUUUUCAAAAAAAUGGACUGACAGUCUGCGAAUUAUUUAAUAAAAUUAAAUCAAUAUUUUCGAUUCACAAAGAUUUAAUUGAAGAUUUUGUCGCUUUUCUAACUCCAGAGCAAGCGGUUGAAUGUGGUGUUUUUAUGGAACAUUUACUCCUAACGACAAUGUCUGAUUUUUUAAAUUUAAUUGAUAUUUAUUUUGCAAAAUCUCCUCAUCAAAUAAAAAAAAUACAUUCAACACUUGAAUCAUUAGCGACAAAAUCUAACAUAAGUACUGAGACUGUGAUAAAUUCAGUGAUACCUUUGUUAAAAGGAAAUUCAGUAUUAAGAGACUAUUUUUUACACAUGUUGCCAAGUAUGAAACCUCCUGAUAAUUUUUGUUUCGAUUAUGAAAAAAUUGAAUAUCCUGAAUUGAAUAGUGAUAAUUCGGAUGAUGAAGAAAUAAUGGAAACAAUUCAUCUUCCCGAAGUUGAAGAUCUCUAUGGUGGGGAUUCUUGUCCUUGUGAAUGUCAUGUAAAUAAAUUCAAAGAGCUAGAACAACAUUGCGUUUCUUGUUCCUUAAAGUACAUUAACGGUAAAGUAUUUUUACAAAAUGGAAAAUUACUUCGUUCAGCAAAAAUAGUUUUUUACGAUUACGAUGUGAAUUAUCAUAAAGAAAGAUUAACUCCAAAGUUGUAUCCGAAAAGAGGAAAGAAAAAACAUAGGCUGUCUGCUUUUAAAGAUGGAUUAUCACCCACGAAAUCCUGCAAUUUAAGUUCGGAUGAAUUUAAAUCGGACGUCGAAGAAGAUGAUAAAUUAAAAACAAAAUAUUUAAAUUCAAAAUCACCCAAAUUUAAUAGGAAAAAAAGCGUGUCUCCGAAACAUUGCGAUAAAUAUAUUUCAAGGUGUAUCGUUAAUGAAUGUAAAUCAAAAAUUAUUAAUUUAGAAGACAAAUCAAAUUUUAGUAAAAACUUAGACUCGUUAGUUGUUAAAAACGAAUUCAAAAUGUCGUCGGACGAAUCGUCUGCUGCUGGGUCAAGUUCAAAUUUUCAAGAAAAUGAAAAUUUAAUUAAAUCAAAAGGAAUUAAUUGUAGUGCAUCGAACGGAGUCGAAAUACAACCGGAAACGAUAAAAAAAAAAUUAUAUGAUUCUUUUUUUACCGAACUCGAAGAUUCGAGACUCGAAAGAAAUAUAUCGACGUCACAGGAUACGGAAAGAAGUCGAUCACCUCCCGUGCUAUCAAUACCGGAAACGAGUAAUUCAUCAUCAUUUGCUGAUUCUAAACCCCUUUUACUUUUACUUGAAAAUAAUUCGAACGAAAGUAAAAAUUGUGCUGAUAUUAUCGAAAGUAAAGUCGUUAAUGGUGAAAAAAAAUAA